Molecule: messenger RNA, 2799 nt
Organism: Onychostruthus taczanowskii (white-rumped snowfinch)
Lineage: Eukaryota; Metazoa; Chordata; Aves; Passeriformes; Passeridae
Product: transcriptional repressor NF-X1-like
Exons: 6
Coding region: 82-1515 (477 amino acids)
Biological process (GO): negative regulation of transcription by RNA polymerase II
Cellular component (GO): nucleus
Molecular function (GO): metal ion binding; DNA-binding transcription factor activity, RNA polymerase II-specific; RNA polymerase II transcription regulatory region sequence-specific DNA binding
Source: RefSeq, a predicted model, not a curated record
GCUCAAUUGGUGGCGCAUGCGUGAGCUGUGCGCGUGCGCGGCAGCUGAGACGCCGGAUCGCGGAGUGGGGCUGGUGCUGGCAUGGCGGAGGCACGGCCCGGCUCAGGUACAUUGAAUUUCAGCCCUGGUGCUGCUGAUUCCAUUCCUGGAGAAGGACAACUGACAGAUGUAAACUGGGUAAAUAAAGAUAGGAAAGACUGUAACAGUAAUCAGAAUAGAAGUAAUAUAACAAGUCCUAGUCUGUAUUCUGAAAGAGGUACAGAUUAUGAAAGCUCUUCCACAAAGCAUCAUGGCUUUUAUAAUCUGGAAAGUCAGUAUGGGAAUUCUGAAGACUUCCACCAAUAUUUUGGAACCAGUAAAAGUUUGAAGAAUCGCAGCUUGCAAAGCCAGAGAUUGCACAGAUUAAGAAAUGAUAGCACAUGUGCUUCUAGAAAUAAGACAAGGCCAAGUACUACUGAUACUGCCGCAGGUCCAGGAAUUUCAGAUACUGCACUAGUACCUGGUAGAAGAGCACCUCCUAGAGGAUACAGUGAUUUUCUCUCAUCAGAGAGUGACAGGGAAGUACCUAAUGCAGAUAGCAGAGGAGCAAAGCCGAAGAAAACACAUCUGAUACAUAUAUCUGGGAGAGGUUUCAGGGAAAAGGGAAAGCAGGUACAUGACCGUGAAAAGCGAGUGAGCUCUAAACAGAAAGUAGAGCUGUUUGAAAAUUUUCCGUCUUUGGAUUUGAUGCAGUCUGACUCUUCAGAAUCAUCUGGUGGAAAGACAUUCUGUGAUGCACCUUUUGGAAGUGGAGAUGAGCAAAAAAGCUACAAUAAUGUAAACAAAAGAUAUCCCCGGAAGCCUGUGUGGAAUAAACCCCCAGUAGAUAAGGAGUGUCAGAGAAGACAUGAUUCUCACCGCAAUAAAAAUACAAAAGUAGGUAAGAAGUCUUCUGUUGCAUAUACUCCAAAAGAUAAAAAUGAAAGGAAGAAAGAACUCAUUGCUCACAAAAAUGAUGAAAACUUGACCAGUGAACUCAGACAUCAGUUGUCUCAGUCUCUCAGUGGAAGAAAGUUCUUGCUAAAGGGGGAUCAAGUACCUUCACUUCAUUUCAGCUGGACCCAGUACUGGAAGAAGCAAAGUGAUGUAGCAAAAAACAAAGAAACUCAUACAGGGUCAUUGAUUGAACAGCUGACCACAGAGAAGUAUGAGUGCAUGGUAUGCUGUGAGGUGGUCCGAAUAGUAGCCGCAGUGUGGAGCUGUCAGAAUUGUUACCAUGUAUUCCACCUGAAUUGCAUCAAGAAAUGGGCGCGGUCACCAGCUUCACAAGCUGAAGAUGGCAAUAGUGGUUGGAGAUGUCCAGCUUGUCAGAAUGCUUCUGUGCAAGUUCCUAAAACUUACACUUGUUUCUGUGGUAAGGUGCAUAAUCCUGAAUGGAAUAGAAAUGAAAUCCCACAUAGCUGUGGGGAACUUUGUGGAAAGAAGAGGCAGUGUUUGGACUGUCCACAUCUUUGCAACAUUGUGUUGAACCACUGAGAAGCUGGACACGCCUCUGUGAAAGACACAUGUUAAAGACGAAAGAAACCCGGGAACUUUUUCUUUCCGUUCCGGCCGGGAGCGAGGUAACACGGUUGGGCGGCCCCUGCCAUGGGGCCGGGCCGGCCGGCCCUGCCGCGGGGUUCAACCCCCUUCCUCGGACCGUCUGCCAGCCCUCAACAUCGGCUGUUGGGCAGGGAGAGGGGGUGCCGUGGGGCUGGCUGGAGCCGGCCUUGCUAACAUCUGACUGCUUACUACACCCUCGCCCGCCUCCAGCCCAGAAGCCCAGCCGAUCCCCGGGAGCAGCCCUGGACUGGUGCCGGGAUUUUACUCCCUUGGAAGCCGCCCUCAACCAUUGGGAGGGGGAAGGAGAAGCUACCCUCCACUCCCAAUGUGCUGCUGCUGCUGGGUUCUAGCCUGGCUGAUUCGAUUUGAUCUGUACCACUUUCCUAAUUACAAGUCCUACUACUGUAGCGCCCAGUCUGACCCCUACUGGGCUCCAGGUGGGAAGUUACCCUUUCAAUGCUUUAAUCCUCCCUCGAGUGAGAGAAAGGAACAAGAUGCAAGCAUGUAAAAGAACAACAUGAAAACAUCAUGGUCAGUGAAGAAGAUUUAAGUCUCAGAUGGGAGGGAGGGGAAGAUGCCUUGAUCUUAGGGCUCAAAUCCUCUUGUAAGCUAUGGAAAAAACCUCUUUUUCCUUAUAACACAGGAAACUAUGGGGAGAUGAAAGUGUUCAAAUUAUAGAUACCAAGUAAAGACCUCUUUGCCAAAAUAAACAGAUGUUAAAGUAGUUGUAAUCCCAUGAGAAGUUUUAGCAGAGAGAGGGUAAUCCUGUGCCCCCAGGAGGAGAAAGAGAUCUCUGUUCCCAGGGAUGAAGAUGAUUUUAGAGAUAAAUAAUGAGAAUUUUUACUUUUGAACAGUUCAUCUUUGAAACAAUACUCCAUAAGUCAACAUGGCCCAUUGACAAGCUGUGGGAAGAUUUGUGGAAAUGGGAAGGACUUCAUGAUAACGGGGUUCCCUGGUCGGCUCUUAUUCGUGACAAAAAUGAGAGCCAUGAGAAGCUGUUUUUUUUCUCUUGUGAAGAAGUCUUCAUAACCUUAAUAAGAGGAACUUCUCUCCCUAAGUGAACUAAAUAAAGACUAUUUUAGAGGUGGUAAACUAACUAGAAAUUUUAGGUUUUGUUUCUUUACUUUAUCAUGGGAAAGAAAAGGUUGUGGGGGAAGAAGAAGUGUUCUGAAGGGUUUGUUCUGAUUCUUACCAUUUUUUUUUCCUUUUAGUUACUUU